AUGGAUCCCCACGCAGCCCUUGAGCUGCUGGAGUAUUUGCGCAGUGGCUAUCCAGUCUUUCUGCUAAUCCUCUUUGUCGUGGCCUUCGUUGCCAACACCACUGUCACUGCGAAGAACGCCAGCAAACAUGAAUCUCAAUCCCUCGGUCCCGGAGGACGCCCACUCCCUCAGCGGCUACGAACGGUGCCUGCCUACCACACGCCUCGGGAGUUCUCGCGUAAUGUCAAACAUGUUUUCAAUUGGCUCUCCGUCGCCGUUCUCUUGACGUUCAUUGCCGAUGCAACUAUCUAUAUCGUCCAUGUGAUGCUGGCCAGGUCAGAGAAUUGGUGGCGAGGACAAUCCUUUGUGAUCUACGUCGUCGGCUCGUUUUUUGUCUAUGCAGUGCUACUUAUGGCAAUGCUAGAUACCUCUCCCUCACCCACUCUAGCCCAAUUCGUCUGUUGGUCCGUUGCCGUCCCCAUCGAAAUGGUCAUUCUUAGCACCUCCCUUUCCAUAUACACCUCCGCUCACCAUGAGCCCAUUGUUGGGAACCCGGAGGGAGGUCGGGUCCGCAGGAGCAUCACAUUCUGGGAGUGUCUGGAAGUGGGGUCGAACAGUAUCCGCAUCCUCAUUCUGUUUGCCCUGGUUCUGCUCUAUGUCAUUCAAUCACUGAGCAUGAAGAGCCAAGAGAAGGCAAGCAAACGAGUCAAUGGCGCCACAGAGACCACAGGCCUUCUAGAUCCCGCUGGCGCAGAAAAUGGCAAUGGUCAUGCUCAUGCAAAUGGAAAUGGAAAUGGAAAUGGAACAGCGAAUGGCCAUUCGUAUGGUUCAACGAAUGGAACCGCUCGUCCCCAGCCCUCUAAGCCUACGGACCCGUGGGUGCGUCCUACAACAAUUCCUUCCACUAGCUGGUGGGAGUAUUUGAGCGGGUACUCGCUAUUCUUCCCAUACCUGUGGCCCUCUAAGUCCCGCCGCUUACAACUAGUCGUUACGUUUUGUUUUGGGCUCCUCAUGUGUCAGCGAGUCGUCAACGUCUUGGUACCGUACCAGAUCGGCCUUAUUACGGGUUCCCUGACCAAGGGCCAGGAAGAGGGCGGGGAGUUCGAAGUACCCUGGAUUCAAAUUUGUCUGUAUGUGGUCUACCGAUGGCUGCAGGGGAACCAGGGCUUGCUCAGCUCUCUUCGCUCCAGUCUCUGGAUUCCCGUGAGCCAGUAUUCUUACAUGGAACUUUCCACCGCCGCUUUCGAGCAUGUGCAUGGUCUCAGCUUGGACUUCCAUCUUGGUAAAAAGACCGGCGAAGUCCUGUCUGCCCUGAGCAAGGGUAGCUCGAUCAAUACGUUCCUUGAACAGGUGACCUUCCAGGUGGUGCCGAUGCUUGUCGAUCUUAUCAUUGCAAUCGUGUACUUCUUGGUUGCAUUCGAUGUGUACUAUGCGCUGGCUGUCGGUAUCUCCACAUUUGGUUAUCUCUAUGUCACCAUCCGCAUGGCCCAGUGGAGAGCAGAGAUCAGAAGACAAAUGGUCAAUGCCUCGCGACAAGAAGACGCCGUCAAGAAUGAUUCUAUGGUCUCAUACGAAACCGUGAAAUACUUCAACGCCGAACAGUACGAGUUCAACAGGUACCGGGGCGCUGUGGCUGACUUCCAAAAAGCCGAAUACCACGUGCUCUUUUCUCUUACUUUGCUGAACACCUGCCAAAACACCGUGUUCAUGCUGGGAUUAUUGGUCAUGUGCUUCAUCUGUGCAUACCAAGUUGCAAUCGGCCAGCGCCCUGUGGGCAAGUUUGUCUCUUUAUUGGCCUACAUGGUUCAACUUCAGGGCCCACUCAAUUUCUUUGGCACCUUCUAUCGGUCCAUUCAAUCUGCAUUGAUUAAUGCUGAACGCCUGCUCGAAUUGUUCCGUGAGCAGCCAACCGUGAUUGAUAGCCCCCGGGCUACUCCGUUGGCAGUGUGCAGGGGCGAUAUCAAGUUCGAGGAUGUUGAGUUUGCCUACGAUGCGCGAAAGCCUGCGUUGAACGGCCUUACCUUCCACUGCGAGCCAGGAACCACGACAGCCUUGGUUGGCGAGUCGGGCGGGGGCAAGUCCACCGUUUUCCGCCUCUUGUUCAGAUUCUAUAAUGCCGAAAAUGGCCGCAUUUGUAUCGACGGACAAGAUGUGCAGGACAUCACGAUUGAUUCACUCCGCCAGAAUAUUGGCGUGGUGCCUCAGGAUACUGUGCUCUUCAACGAGACGUUGAUGUACAAUCUGAAAUAUGCCAACCAGAACGCUUCCGAUGAAGAGGUUUUCGAAGCUUGUCGCGCCGCCAGCAUUCAUGAUAAGAUCAUGAACUUCCCUGACGGCUAUAACACCAAGGUUGGGGAGCGUGGCCUACGGCUUAGCGGCGGCGAGAAGCAACGUGUGGCGAUUGCUCGCACCAUCAUUAAAAACCCUCGUGUCAUUCUUCUAGAUGAGGCAACCGCAGCUCUAGAUACAGAUACAGAGGAGCAUAUUCAGAGGGCACUUUCCACCCUUUCCAAAGGUCGCACCAUGCUGGUAAUCGCUCAUCGUCUCAGCACCAUUACUACCGCUGACCGCAUCUUGGUCCUGUCUGAAGGUCAAGUGGCGGAAAGCGGCACCCAUGAAGAGCUUCUAGCAAUGAAGGGUCGCUAUGCAAGCAUGUGGCGGAAGCAGAUCCGUGCACAAAAGGCCGCGCAAGAGCAAGAGCGACUCCGUGCCGCAACCACCAGCGAUGACAGCUCGAGCCGUGAUGACAGCUCGAGCCAAUCGGAUGAAGACCGCAAAGGCGUUCCUUGCCGGGCCAGCUGA
This is a messenger RNA of Penicillium paradoxum, 2781 nucleotides long. RefSeq names its product putative vacuolar ABC heavy metal transporter (Hmt1) (gene hmt1). Gene Ontology annotation, biological process: transmembrane transport. Gene Ontology annotation, cellular component: membrane. The record is from RefSeq and is a predicted model, not a curated record. The coding region runs from base 1 to 2781 and encodes 926 amino acids. The transcript has 3 exons. Lineage: Eukaryota; Fungi; Ascomycota; Eurotiomycetes; Eurotiales; Aspergillaceae. Gene Ontology annotation, molecular function: ABC-type transporter activity; ATP binding; ATP hydrolysis activity.